Molecule: messenger RNA, 1152 nt
Organism: Pseudoliparis swirei
Lineage: Eukaryota; Metazoa; Chordata; Actinopteri; Perciformes; Liparidae
Exons: 4
Coding region: 117-791 (224 amino acids)
Biological process (GO): signal transduction; regulation of apoptotic process
Molecular function (GO): protein binding
Source: RefSeq, a predicted model, not a curated record
AGCAAGUGAUCCAAACCAUGUAAACAGAGGAAUUGUUUUCCGUCUGUCCGCAAACAUCCCGCUUCUGUUCAAUCCUAUUUUUUUCUAUACUCUAGCUGUGUAUGUGACAUUCAGUCAUGGCAGAGAAGCCGGCAGCAGGAAUCCAACUACUCAGAAGCCUGAAGGUCAAGCUGGUUGAAAUUCUAAGCGCAGAUGCCGAUUUUGUCCUGCAGUAUGCAGACUCUCGCUGUUUGAUGUCUGUUCCCGGCUACCAGCGGGUAAAAGCUUGCCGUGUCCCCAGUGAGAAGGUGACAGACCUGCUGGAUCACAUCAUUGAGAGGGGUCCUGAAGCAGCGCGGGGUCUACUGGAACUGCUGAAAGACCAAGCCCUACAGGAAACCUUCCCAAUGCUUCGCUUUAUUAAGGAUGUGCAAGUCAACACGCUGUCUUCAGGGAAGAGCAACCCAUCAAGAAAGAUACAACCAGCUCCUGACUUACACGAGAGUGUUCUAUCCAAACAGAUCUGCAGGAGAGGCCCUAGCAUAGUGAAGGAGAAGCAGCUGAUGACCGUGGCUCAUGCCAUUGGCAGGUCUUGGAGGGAGAUAGGCAGACUGGCUCUGGAUAUCUCCUCUGUGAAGCUGGAACAGAUUGAAGAAGACCAUGCGCUCCAUGUGGAGCGAGUGUUCGCCAUGCUGAGUCUCUGGAGGACCAGCCAGAGGGAAAAGGCCACUGCUGCUCACCUGCACUCACUGCUCAGUCAGAAAGACUGUGCGCUGCCACCUGAAAGCAUUGACUCGCUGUUGGAGGAAUGACUGAGGCCUUCACUGUCUGGCAUUUACUGAGACUGCAGCUUGUUUUAACUCAGGAUGAGUGUAUUUCUCGAGACUCGUUCCAUAUAAGGAAAAACCACACUUUAAGACUUUCGUACUUUAGGGAGAAAAAGUACAAUUUCAAGUUUCUUUAUAUACAGGGUAUACUGUAUAUAGCAUGUCAUUCUGAUUGUUCAUACUAUAAAUAUACGACUAUGCCAAAUUGCGGGUAUAAGGCUAGAAGGUGUCUGGCAGAUUGUAAUGCCUGGUGAUAUUAUGUUAAGGUCAAUGAUCUUUUUCCUUUUCUAUAACAGCUUUUAUGACAAUAAUGUAAAAAAUAAACUGAGUUUUGUUUAUGAAAGUU